ACAACUCAUACCGCCAGACGCUAGAUGGCGGUAGAGUCUCUGCGCACGCGCCACGACAAGCAAAGAAGCCCCGUCUCCAGGAUACAGAGGGAAGCUUUCGAGUGCAUAAUGCAACACACUUGUGGUGAAAAGCUACAUCUGUAGCUACAUCUGUAAUUACAUCCACCCUGAGGAAAAGGUGGCCACCAAUGCGUGCCAACAGCCUCUCUGACCACACAUUUAUACACCAGUAAAGGCGACACUGAAGGCAAGGUUGGUAAAGCAACUUGCCCAAGGACACAAUGGAAGAGUGACUUAGAUGGAUGGAAGGAGCGAGGUUUGAAUAGCCAAUGCUCCAGUUUCUGGACGACCUGCUCUAUACCUCCUGAGCCAAGUGUACAGUGAUGCAACGAGUGCAGCGUCUUCACCUGAACCAUGUCCUGCAAACCGUGUGCGCGCUGGAAGCUGUCGUCGUCCGCAGCUUCGGCCCUGAAGGAGGACAGGUGCUCUUCACCCGAGACACUGGACAAGCAAUGUUGAGCCGCAGCGGCACACGUAUUCUCACAGCACUUCGACUGGAGCACCCACUAGCCAGGGCGGUGGUGGAGUGUAUCCGCAAGCACAGCGGGAAAACGGGGGAUGGUUCAAAAUCCUUUAUGCUUCUGGUGGCAUCAUUAUUACGAACCAUCCAUAUCGCAGUCUCUAAGGAGCCAAAUGUAUCACAUAAUUAUAAGUCUAGGGCAGCAGCAGAGUCUGCCACUGCAACACGCUUGGCCGACCAAAUGCUGGGAUUCGCAUUGGAGAAACUGGAGGAUUUCAUCACUGUUGCAGUGGUUCCUUAUGGAUUCUGUCUUUUGGCCAAUGAUUUAUCUGCCAACGCUCUAACCGACUGUGACAACGUUCAAAAGUUGCUCGUAUCUUUUUUCCGUACACGCUUGGGUUGUAGCCACUGUGACCUAAUGGGUGAACUCAUUCGCAAACUGCUCACCAACUGGAGAUGUUUUACUUUUUUAUCACUGGAGUUUCUGAACGACAACUUCCCUGCCUUGCAUACGGCUGUGUUAGGCUUGCCUGUCAGUUGUUCUCGCUUGGUUGAGGGACAAGUCAUCCACAGGGACUUUGCAACACCCCACAAUAACAUUCCCCUUCUUCCGGUUAAGGCGGUUAUUUUUACCAUACCCCUGCAACCAAAGUUGGUGUACGCAGAAGAUGUGCUGGAGCUCGGGAAACAAACGAUGGAGGAUCAUGACAGGAGUAUUUUGUGCUUUAGCGCCUGGGCUGAAAGCUCACUGGAGUGUAUGUUUGCAAACCUUCAGACUUUUGGAGUCUCUGUUCUUCUGUCUUCAGUGAAACAGUCUGAUGCUGUCCUGGCUUUAGCUACACAAGCAGAGAUGUGUGUCGUGGAGUGUAUCAGUGAAGAUGAACUGGCUCUCUUUAUACACCUGAGUGGGACCACACCUGUCUCAGACUGCCAGGGAAUUCAGCCUGAGCACGUUGCUUCUUUAACAUUUUGCCGACCAAUACUUCUAGGAGCACAUAGAUAUGUUCAUGUGGCUUUCCCGGAGUCCAAUGACAAGAUGGUCCAACCAAGUAGUGUUGUGAUCUGCGGCCUGGCAGAAGGGCAAACAGAUCAAUAUGCAGGUGCAAUUCAGGAUGCUAUCCGCAUGCUGCGUACAACGUGGGAGCCUUUGGAUGCAGCUACAAGAAUAUCUGUGCAACCAGGAACAUCUCCAUCCACUAUUUUGUCAGGUUGCGUCAUACCUACUGGAGGAACUUUUGAGUUUCUCUUACAUCACGCCCUCUUACAACAUGGCCGAACCCGCGCUAUUUCUAAUCCCACUGAUACAGGUGUCCCCAUUGUAUGCCAGGUCUUGGCAGAGGCUUUGCUGUGUCUUCCUCGCCAUAUUUACUCGGACAAUCCAAGACGUUUACUGCUGGUUCAGACACAAGUCUUAAAGAAAUUUGAGGUUUCCCACCUGGAGAGACUUUUUUGCAAGCCAAAGUUUGGCAAAGUACAAGAAGAGCCGAGUAUGUAUUCUUCAUCGUCGAUCAAUUUGAAAAUGUUAUCCGGUCUUGAAUCUGUCUCCUGUAAAUACUCUCUAAUUAUGGCUGUACUGCAGUGUGUCCAAAGUCUCCUCCGAGUGGACACUGUGCUGCAUGUACACUCUCACUUAAAUCCCAAACCAUCCAAACCCACGUAUUCCUCAGACGAUGAAGACUAAGGACUGGAAAGUGUUUACUCAGGUAACAAUUUGAAUAUUUUGCACUUGAUGCAGUUAACCAUUUUAUCUUUGGGGGCAGCGUGGCUCAGAAAGUAGAGCAGCCGUCCAGAAACUUGAGUGUUCCUGGUUAGAAUCCAGCAUUCGCCAUUUUAGUCACUGUUCUUUGUGUCCUUGGGCAAGACACUUCACCCACCUUGCUCCCAGUGUGGUGUAAAUGUAGCUAUAAUGGGUUUCUCAAUGUAAAGCGCUUGAGUCAGUCGAAAAAAGCGCUAUAUAAAUAUAAUUACCUUCACUUCACUUUACAUCUUUGUUCAUCACAGAGUACAUUUAUUUGAAUGGCCUUUAGAUUUUCUCCUCGUAGUAGCAAAACAGCAGAGAAUUGCAGGCGUCCAUUAGUGGUAACGUGUUUUAAUGUGUUUUUUCUCCAUAAAUAAUGACACUACUAAAUAUUAGCAAUAUAGUAGCUAAUGUGUGACAAACACAUGUAUAUCAGGGGCUCUUAGCCUUUUUGACGUCAAGGCCCACUCAAAUAUUAACACUGAAUUAGUAAUCUUACUCUUGAUUUUAAGCAUAUUAAAUAAUUAAAUCUAACCUACUUACAGUUUACAACCUUGUCAAAUGAUAUGAAACCAUAUGUUAAUCACUAAGAUGGUUAUUUAUUUAACACGUAAACCUUAGGCUUAGGUCAGGCUGAUUUGAAAAAUAAGUACAAACCAAAUAUACUGCCUAAGAAAGACCCCAUAAAUAACUGACAAUAAAUACAUUUACAUGCAAUUAUGUUGUGCUAAAAUAAAUAACCUAAAUUAAUAAUAAAUAUGUUUCGCGACUAAACUGUCAAUAAAAUUUAAGUGCAAAUGAAAAUACACUUUCCCCACUGUAGUCAUUAUGUUUGUGCUGAAGAAACUUCUCUGACU
Molecule: messenger RNA, 3115 nt
Organism: Nerophis lumbriciformis (worm pipefish)
Lineage: Eukaryota; Metazoa; Chordata; Actinopteri; Syngnathiformes; Syngnathidae
Gene: bbs10
Product: Bardet-Biedl syndrome 10
Biological process (GO): chaperone-mediated protein complex assembly
Molecular function (GO): ATP-dependent protein folding chaperone; ATP binding
Source: RefSeq, a predicted model, not a curated record